Molecule: messenger RNA, 1704 nt
Organism: Paramecium octaurelia
Lineage: Eukaryota; Ciliophora; Oligohymenophorea; Peniculida; Parameciidae
Source: the annotation of a GenBank genome assembly
AUGUUUUCUCCACAAAUAAUGGAAAAUUUAAAUCAUUACUAAUGCUCUUAAAAUCAUAAUAGACCAAUUAAGUCAGCUUGUAUUGAACCCAAUUAUCCUCAAAAUAAGAGAUUUUUCUGUGAAGAAUGCUUUAAGGCAAUUACUAUUGAAGUUCAUCCUUUAAGCUACGUAAGGUAAAAAUUUGAAGAUGACCUGAAGACUUCCAUCUAGUAAUGUGAAAUAUCAAUAUCUCCUUUUUUAAAUUUGCUCAAGUAAUUCGAAUAGAAUAUUUGCUCCUUAAAAGAAUAAAUACUAUAGGAAAUAAAUAGUUUAAUUAAUAUAACUUCAGAAUCAAUAUAAAAAAUUUAGGCAUUGAUAAAAAAAUAAUUCAGCUAUAGCUUCAUAGACGCUUUAGAGAAAUUGUCAAAAAAGACCCCUAUAUAUUACUAACCCUUAUUGUUAAUACCUAAUAUUAAGGCAUUUAACAAUGCUUGGAUUAGCUAAUUGGAUGAAAGAUUAGGUAGAUUCUUACAAUUUGAUUAAAGUAAGUAGGCUGUAGAGAUUUUAAAAAAUAUCAAAAACUUUUAAACAUUUCCAAAUACAUUUGUCUCUUAAUAGUAAAGUAUUUUCAUUCAUUCACAUAAUGCUAUUUAGGAAAACUAAAAGAGCAUCAAGAUUGAUUAGAAUUUAUUUUCCAUCAAGCAUCCUUAUUGUUAUGCCAUUGCUAUAAACAAGGAAAAAAAUGUCAUCGUUAGUUCUUCUAAUAAAAAUUUAAGCAUCUUUUAAAUCAAUCAAGGAUCAAUUAAGCUAGAACAGUUUUGUGAUAAUAAGUAUUCUAAGUAUAUAGUUACACUUAUAUUCUUGAAAUCCGCGACUGCAAACAAUACUUUCAUCUCCGGUUCAUAAGAUUCAAAUAUAGUUAUUUGGUUUUAAAAUAGAACUCUUAAUCAAAAAUAUUCUUGGGAACCAAAGUUUUUAUUGCAAGGACAUGCAUCUUGUAUUAACUGUACCAUUGUUAAUCCUUUUGAUUCACUUAUUAUAAGUGGAUCUGAUGAUACCAAAAUCAAAUUCUGAUCUCCUGAAUAGUCUUCUAACAAAUGGUGUUGCUAGUAGACUGUUAGAGAGCAUUCUAACAGUGUUUUUGGGUUAUCCAUCAAUUCAUAAGGGAACUAAUUAAUUUCAUGUGGUAGAGAUUUGCUAAAUUUGGUAAUGUAGAAUUAAAAUACUUAAAACUGGUAAAUUAAAUAAAAGAUUUACACUUAGAAUUAUGGGUACAGGUUAAGCUUCAUUAAUGAUAAUAUAUUUACAUUUCAACCACACUUAAAGAAUAAAAGUGAAAUAGAAAUUUUUUAGAUUGAUCCAAACACAAAAAACUAUAUAAAAUUAAGAAAUUUGUAACUUUAAGGAACCAAAAUGGCUUGUUAUUAUUAUUUUCCAUAGGUUUACAUCCCCCAAUUAAGUAUGCUGAUUACUAAGAAUGGACAUUAUGUGGACUUUAUUAAGUUUUCAUUUACUUAAUAACACUUGUUUUAGGAUUGCAAAUUAGAGGCUGCAUUAGAUUUUGGUGUCCUAAGUUAUGGGGAGAUCUUUGGAACAAUAAGUGAAGAUGGAGAAUAUUUAAUUACUUGGGAUCUAUUAUCUUUAUGUAUUCAAAUUAAGAAUUCGAUAGAAGCAUAGCAAUCUUAUAAUAAUGCAUUUCGAACAUAUUCUUAUGUAUCAAUAUGA